Branchiostoma belcheri (Belcher's lancelet) is the source of this 1159-nucleotide messenger RNA. Its product is annotated as E3 ubiquitin-protein ligase RGLG2-like. The transcript has 4 exons. NCBI's taxonomy places the organism in Eukaryota, Metazoa, Chordata, Leptocardii, Amphioxiformes, Branchiostomatidae. The annotation marks the transcript as partial. The record is from RefSeq and is a predicted model, not a curated record.
UCGUGGGAGAAACGCGGCGUGCGGCCGGGGAGCACCGUCCGAUGCACCGCCAUCAUACAGCAGUCUGUACCCUGAUCUGGCACAGUCUGGCUCCCAGACAUCAGCACGGCACAGCUUCACACGGAUCAGGGACAGGUUCAACACACUACAGGACGUUAGUAUGGCCAUACGGGAGGCUGGGCUCGAGUCUAGUAACCUCAUAUUUGGUAUUGACUACACAAAGAGUAAUGUCUAUCAAGGUCAGGUGACCUUUGGUGGGCGGAGCCUUCAUCACGUCGACCCUGAUGUCCUAAAUCCCUACCAACAGGUCAUUGCCAUUCUCGGUGAGACUCUUUCUCACUUUGACGAUGACGGUCUCAUCCCUGCCUUUGGAUUUGGCGAUGCCUCAACCUCAGACAAACGAGUGUUCCCGUUUAAGGAGACGGGGUUCUGUGACGGCUUCACGGACGUAUUACAGUGUUAUAACCUGAUCACGCCCAGAGUGAAGCUCAGCGGGCCCACAAACUUCGCCCCACUCAUAUAUCAGGCCAUCGAUAUAGUAAAACAAACUAAAGCGUACCACAUCCUGGUGAUUGUUGCUGAUGGCCAGGUCACCAGCGAGCGCGCCACCCGUAACGCCAUCGUCCAGGCCUCCAAGUACGCGCUGUCAAUCAUCCUGGUGGGCGUGGGGGACGGACCGUGGGACGCCAUGCGCGACUUCGACGACAACCUUCCCAGCAGGCAGUUCGACAACUUCCAGUUUGUCGAUUUUCACCGGGUCCGAGCGACCGCUCAGAAUCCUGACACGGCGUUUGUGGUACAGGCACUGAUGGAGAUCCCAGACCAGUACAAGGCUAUCAGACAGAUGGGGUAUCUGGAUAACUAGUUGCGGGAUACAGUCGCAUGCAAAAUUAUUCAACCCCUCUUGUAUUUUGGGGAAUUUUGCCAAAAUAAGGAAAAUUGCAACUGUAGAACAUUCCUAACUCAUGUAGUUGAUUAACAGAUAGUUAAUUACAAUUUAAUAUCGGAGAAAAAGUCAAUAUUAUUUCAUAGUUCAUUUGAAAUGGCAACUUUAACAAAAAAAGCAGGUGGCAAAAUUAUUCAACCCCUACACAAUUCAUCAACUACAUGUAGGUUUGGACAUACUGUAAUUCACAAUUUUUUCGAAGCAAUUUUAUUU